Molecule: messenger RNA, 1028 nt
Organism: Daphnia pulicaria
Lineage: Eukaryota; Metazoa; Arthropoda; Branchiopoda; Diplostraca; Daphniidae
Gene: Dus4
Product: tRNA-dihydrouridine(20a/20b) synthase [NAD(P)+]-like
Exons: 7
Coding region: 99-1010 (303 amino acids)
Biological process (GO): tRNA processing
Molecular function (GO): tRNA dihydrouridine synthase activity; flavin adenine dinucleotide binding
Source: RefSeq, a predicted model, not a curated record
CGUGUUUAAGUCUGUUUUAGGUGUUGUCACUUGUCAGUUGUCAGCACUCAGCAGCUUGUAACUUGUUAGCAAUUAUCUCUUAAGUUAUAUUUAACAGAAUGGUCCUGGAAUUAUUUGAAAAUAAAAAACUUGUGAAAAUCUGUGCUCCAAUGGUUCGCUAUUCGAAGUUACCGUUUCGUCUUCUAGUCCGAAAAUAUGGUUGUGACUUGGCGUUUACUCCCAUGAUCAUUUCAGAUUCAUUUAUUCAAGCUCCAAAAGCCAGAGAUAUUGAAUUUACUACCUGUGAUGCUGAUCAACCACUGAUUGUUCAGUUUGCUGCCCAUAAUUCCACAGAUUUUGCAACUGCUGCUGAACUAGUGGCAAGCACUUGUAAUGGAGUUGAUUUAAACUGUGGGUGCCCUCAAAAAUGGGCAAUGCAACAGGGCUAUGGUGCUUGUUUGAUAAACAAACCGGAACUACUUCGUGAUGUGGUGCUGCAGACAAGAAAUAGGAUUCCUUCAAAUGAUUUUACAGUUUCUAUAAAAAUUCGGAUUCAUCCUGAAAUAAGAAAAACAGUGGAGUUGUGUCAACAAGUGGAGGCAGCAGGUCUAUCCUUUCUAACAGUUCAUGGUAGAACCAAAGAUCAGAGAUCUGAUCCAGUUAAUUUAGAGGGUGUAAAAUUGAUCAAAGAAAGUGUUAGGGUCCCAGUGAUAGCUAAUGGAGAUAUUUGUAGCCUUCAAGAUGCUGAGCACGUUCGACAAAUAACUAACGUCAACGGAGUCAUGUCAGCUAGAGGAAUCUUAGAAAAUCCAGCAAUGUUUGCUGGAUUCUCCGAAACUCCCAUCGAGUGCAUCAAAGACUGGAUGAAGCUUUCUUUAGAAACUGGUAUCUCCUUCACUCACUUUCAUCAUCAUCUCAUCUACAUGUGCGAGAAAAAUAUGUCACGAGUCGACAGGAGAUAUUUCAAUGCGCUGUCCAGUACCACUGCCGUGAUCGACUAUAUGGAAAAUUACUUGUCUUUAUGUGAAUAAAUAAUGAUUUCGGUUGAA